CGAGCCGUACGGAGCGGGGCCCGGAGCUGGCGGGGUGCGCGCGCCGCCCGAGCUGGAACCCGGAGCCGACCCGCGGCCAACCCGAGCGCCUUAUUUCCAUUCAGUUCCUAUGGCUUCCCCUGAAAUUGCUUCCCUCUCAUGGGGGCAAAUGAAAGUGCAAGGCUCUACCAUAACGUACAAGGAUUGCAAAGUGUGGCCAGGAGGCAGUCGAGCUUGGGACUGGAGAGAAACAGGAACUGAGCAUUCUCCUGGUGUGCAGCCUGCAGAUGUGAAGGAAGUUGCUGAGAAGGGUGUACAGACCCUUGUGAUUGGCCGGGGGAUGAGCGAGGCUUUGAAGGUGCCUGCAUCCACUGUGGAGUAUCUCCAGAAACAAGGCAUUGAUGUGCGGGUUCUCCAGACAGAGAAGGCCGUGAAGGAGUAUAAUGCAUUGGUUGCCCAAGGGAUAAGGGUGGGAGGUGUCUUCCACUCCACCUGCUGAUGGAUCCAUAAGAGGAGAAUAAAUCACCAUUAGUGAUGUCUGCAA
This is a messenger RNA of Jaculus jaculus (lesser Egyptian jerboa), 523 nucleotides long. It is a transcript of the gene Aamdc, whose product is annotated as adipogenesis associated Mth938 domain containing. Gene Ontology annotation, cellular component: cytoplasm. Gene Ontology annotation, biological process: positive regulation of fat cell differentiation. The record is from RefSeq and is a predicted model, not a curated record. The transcript has 4 exons. The coding region runs from base 110 to 478 and encodes 122 amino acids. Lineage: Eukaryota; Metazoa; Chordata; Mammalia; Rodentia; Dipodidae.